AUUUUCAGAUAAAUAUGCCUCCACCUUUAUUCCUAUCGGGUCCAUGUGAAAUUUGCGGGCAAAAAACUUCGGGUCGACAUUUUGGAGUGAUGAGUUGCAGAUCGUGUGCUGCAUUUUUCAGAAGAGCUGCGACGUGGAAAACUGAAAGAGCCGAUUGUAAGAAGGAGAAUUGCCAAAUUUUUGAACGUGGAAAAUUCUCCUGCAAAGUUUGCCGUCUAAAACGGUGUUUGGAAGUCGGAAUGGAUGCCAGUAAAUUCCAAUCCAAUCGAGACCUGAUUUCUUCUUCACAUUCGUUUGGAAAACCAAAAUCCCUAAACCUUCCCCAAUCCCUAUCAACAUUUCUCGGAAGACCUGCGUUCAUAUUGUGCUGUGAACCGGAUAAGACGUCGGGACGGAAAACUCUAAUUGAUGUAUCUUAUCUGGUGAAAGAGGGAAGAGAUCUGCUGCGGACGGAGCCCCAUCUCUCUCAUAUCCCUUAUAAAUUCAAUGACAGCUUGGAGAAGAUAUCGCUGAAACUUGAAAGUCUGCGCACCACAGAACUGAAUAAUAAAAUUCGGAUGCUUAAAAAACUCGGAAAAGAAGAAACUAUGUAUACAUGGGAGCAGGACUUCCUUAGAGUUAUCAAGUGGUUCGCAAAUCUUGAUGAGUUUAAUGACUUGGACGAGGAUUUGAUGCUCAACAUAGUAAAGGCUGCCUGGAUCCCCUGGACAAUUUUGGAGAAGCUUUACGAGACCUCUGAUUACCAAAGGAAAAAUAUUUUUAGCAAGACUGUACUGAUGUGUGGCAAUGAUACAUGUAUGGACAUGAACAACUACGAGCUCGAUUUAUCCUGGCUCACGGACUACUCGUUGGACCAGCUUACAUACUUUUUCACUCCACCAGAAGCGAACAAAAACUAUUUAAAAGGCCUUGAAGCCUUAAUCGAGCUGAAUCCAAGCUCCAUUGAGGUCAACUACAUGCUUCUUCAACUCUCACUCCAACACGCCGGGAAAAUUCUACUUGGCAGUGCGCAAGAGGCCACUGACAAAUUACAACAUGUUCUGGCGGAUAAUCUACAUAAAUACUAUGUGGAGACUGCGAAAAUCCCAAACUAUUCGAUUCGUUUGUCAAAAAUGAUGAAGAUCAAUAGAGAAAUUGAGCGGGAAAUGCGAGAUCGAGCCGAGAGAAAUCGAAUCGCUCGGAUUUUUGAUAUACUGAAAGUGGAGUUUUCGGAUUUGGACCUGAUUGAUGCGACUUGAGAAGAUUGCGUUUUUAUUGGGAAAACUAUGUGCAAUAGUUCAAAAAUGUUCCGAUCUCUCGAAGUCAAAGACAUUGUUUUAAAUUAUCAUUAUUUCCGGUGACUUUUACUAUUUUAUUUUUCAAUUCCAAAGAUAAUUUUUUUUGUAAACUUUUUGAAAUACUACCAAUGAAAUUGUUGAAAGUUUACCUUAA
Molecule: messenger RNA, 1431 nt
Organism: Caenorhabditis elegans
Lineage: Eukaryota; Metazoa; Nematoda; Chromadorea; Rhabditida; Rhabditidae
Gene: nhr-128
Product: Nuclear Hormone Receptor family
Exons: 8
Coding region: 15-1238 (407 amino acids)
Biological process (GO): regulation of DNA-templated transcription; DNA-templated transcription
Cellular component (GO): nucleus
Molecular function (GO): DNA binding; zinc ion binding; DNA-binding transcription factor activity
Source: RefSeq, marked reviewed